Messenger RNA from Hansenula ciferrii, 1398 nucleotides. Its product is annotated as putative transporter. The coding region runs from base 1 to 1398 and encodes 465 amino acids. Gene Ontology annotation, molecular function: transmembrane transporter activity. Lineage: Eukaryota; Fungi; Ascomycota; Saccharomycetes; Phaffomycetales; Wickerhamomycetaceae. The record is from RefSeq and is a predicted model, not a curated record. The transcript is spliced from 3 exons. Gene Ontology annotation, cellular component: plasma membrane.
AUGGUAUACUUGAAUGAGACAUCAUCAGGUAUAGAUCCACAUGAUAGAUUUGACCAAGAAUUAUAUGGACAAGAUGGAUUUGAAAAUGAUUCAAUGGAUGAUAGAGAAUCUUUAGAUUUUAAACCAGAUGCUGAACGUAUUCAACAAACAAAUGAUUUAGCUAUUGGUUUAGGGAUUGAUGAAAAAAAAUUAACUUGGAAAGUUGAUUUAUGUGUUGUUCCUCCAUUCAUUUUACUUUAUUUUCUUGCGUUUUUGGAUCGUAUCAAUAUAUCAAAUGCAAAAGUUUAUGGUAUGGCGGAAGAUUUACACUUGAAGGGUAAUGAAUUCAACGUUGCAUUAACAAUUUUCUUUAUUCCUUAUGUGUUUUUCGAUGUUAUUUCAAAUUAUAUGCUUCAAUUAGUUCAACCUCAUAUUUGGUUAAGUUGUUCAUGUCGGUUUUUCCUUGGGGUAUGUGAAGCUGGUAUGUUCCCUGCAUGUUUUUAUUUACUUUCAUUAUAUUAUACUGGUGCUGAAUCACAAAAAAGAUUUUCUAUUUUCUUUAGUUGUACUUGUUUAUCAGGUGCUGCUGGUGGUGCUAUAGCUUAUAAGAUUCAUGAAUUAGAUGAUUUCCCAGAAAGUUCAAGAUUUAUGACUUUAAAAGAAAAAGAAUUCAUCAAAAGAAAAUUAGAAAUUCAUUCAGUUGAAUCAGGUUAUGACGUUACAUUUAAUUGGAAAGAUAUUAUCAAAUCAUUAAGAGAUCCAUUAUAUGGUCUUACAUCAUUAGCAUAUUUUGCCUUAGUUAUUCCUUCAUAUGGUUAUGCAUAUUUUUCACCUUCAAUUAUUGCAGAAAUGGGGUAUACAGCAGUUAGUGCAAAUUCACAUUCAAUUUAUCCAUGGUUAGCAGCUUUUGGUUAUACAAUCGUAUUGGCAUAUAUAUCAGAUUCUAUGAAAAUUAGAUCACCAUUUGCAAUAACUUCAGCAUUAUUAGCAAUCACAGGGUUAGCUUUAGUUUUGGGAUUGAAGGAUCAUGUACAAGGUAGAUAUGCUGGAUGUUUCCUAACAGUAGCAGGUCUUUAUUCAGCAAUGCCUUCAUUAAUUUGUUGGACAAAUUUAAAUUAUGGUGGACAUAUGAGAAAAUCUGUUGGAUCUGCAACACAAAUUGGAUUGGGUAAUAUUGGUGGUAUUAUUGCAACUUUUGUUUAUUUACAACAAGAUGCACCAUAUUAUACUAAAGGUUUAUCAGUAGGGAUUGCAUUUUGUGUUGUUAGUAUUUUCACUAUGAUUUCAAUGAUUUGGUUUUAUAAAUAUAGAAAUGAUUGUAAAAGAACUGAAGAUUAUAGAUUGGAAUUUUUUGCUCAAGAUGAUAGAACUAUUGUUUUGGAAGGUGAUAAACAUCCAAGUUAUAAAUAUUUAUACUAA